CAUCUGGCGAGGACCAAAUAUAAACUGCACAGACAGUUCAGGUUACACUGCUUUACAUCAUGCAGCUUUAAAUGGACACAAGGAUAUAGUUCUCAAGUUACUUCAGUAUGAAGCAUCAACUAAUGUGGCAGAUAAUAAAGGUUAUUUUCCUAUUCACUUGGCUGCUUGGAGAGGAGAUGUAGACAUUGUGAAGAUUCUUAUCCAUCAUGGGCCAUCACACUCCAGAGUGAAUGAACAGAACAAUGAAAAUGAAACAGCACUGCAUUGUGCCGCUCAGUAUGGUCAUUCAGAAGUAGCUGCUGUUCUGUUAGAAGAGCUAACAGACCCUACAAUAAGGAACAACAAACUAGAAACACCUCUGGAUCUGGCAGCACUUUAUGGACGUCUGCGUGUUGUAAAAAUGAUCAUCAAAGCAUAUCCAAACCUGAUGAACUGUAAUACAAGAAAACACACUCCUUUGCAUCUUGCUGCACGUAAUGGCCACAAAGCUGUUGUACAGGUGCUUCUCGAGGCUGGAAUGGACGUCAGCUGCCAAACAGAAAAAGGGAGUGCACUACAUGAAGCAGCUCUGUUUGGAAAGGUGGAGGUAGUACGCAUUUUGCUUGAAACAGGAAUUGAUACCAACAUAAAGGACAGUUUGGGUAGAACGGUUUUAGAUGUUCUUAAAGAACAUCCAUCUCAGCAGUCACUCCAAAUUGCAGCUCUACUUCAAGAAUACAUGGAAACAGGAAAUGCAAGUAUUUCAGAGGAGCGCCCACUGGAAGGUGCAGAACAUCAGUCCUGCAUUUUGUCCCCAGAGGUUCUUCCGUCUCCAAAGGCUAAAAGUGAAGCUGUGACUGGAGAAUUAUCAAAGCUCUUAGAUGAAAUCAAAUUGUGCCAAGAAAAGGAAUACUCUUUUGAAGAUCUGUCUCAUACAAUAUCAGACCAUUAUCUGGACAAUUUUAGUAAAGUGUCAGAGGAAGAACUUAUGACCAGUGGAAGCCAAACCAAGCUUAAUGUAAGACCUUCUUCAACAUGUUUAUCAUCAAGAGAGGAGGAAGAUGAUGAUGCAGGUGAAAAUACUUGUGGUCCUUCAGGUUUGUGGGAGGCAUUGACACCUUGUAAUGGAUGCAGGAACCUUGGAUUUCCUAUGCUUGCACAGGAACCUUAUUCAAAGAAGCGUGGUUAUGCAUUGGAAGCAAUACCCUCUGUACCUCUGGAUGCGGUUCCUUCAGAAAAUGAUAGCAGUCUUUGUGAUUCGAUAGAUGUAGCAGUGACCAAAAAACCUUGUUCACUAGAGAUAGCAAGAGUUCCAUCCUCAAGACCAGAUAAUGCACCUCAGGUAGCAAUUACUGCACCAGGAUCUGGUAACCAUAGAAACAGCUCUACAGGCCCAACACCUGACUGCUCUCCUCCAUCACCAGACACUGCCCUUAAAAACAUAGUGAAAGUUAUACGUCCUCAGCCCAAACAACGCACAUCAAUAGUAUCUUCUUUGGAAUUUCACCGAAUGAAUCACAGCCACAAUUAUUUUGAAAUCAACUCAUCCAUUGGCUGUACAAGUUUUAUUUCUACUCCUGCAAUCAGUCCAACUAAUUAUUCCUUUGGAUCUCUGGAAUACAACGUUGAAGAGAAAGAACUUCCAGAGCAUCUUUGCAAGGGAGAAACAUCUACUGAAAGUGAGCUUCCUGAAGGACACCCCGCUGAACAGUUUGCAGGUUUACUUCAUGGAUCAUCACCUGCCUGUGAUCCACCUGAUAAUCCACUCCAGCUGUACAGCAAAGUAAACCAGUGCAGUGGUCCACUAGAGAAAAGCAUUUUGAGCAAGAGCGCACUGCAGCAGGUACAGCUCAGGAAGGAAAGCAACACUGAUCCUCCUGUUAAGAAAAAAAAACCACCAGUUGUAAACCGAACCAUAUUCCAUACUAAAACUAAACCAGUAGAAAAUCAUACAUUGGUUGGCACAUCAGCAAGGAUAAGUGAACAGUGGGUUAUUACCACUGGGGGAUUUGUGGAGCGAGCAUGCACACUUGGGAGAAUACGAUCUUUACCAAAGACUUUGCUUGAAAUGCAUUUGUGCAAAAAUGUUUCAAAAUCUGAUUCUAAUCUUAUCACCCAUCCACCAAAUGACAAAAAAGCAAGAAGCAACUGGAGCGAACCCACACCAAACCAACAGUGCUCCAAAGGGAAUUCAGAGAGAACACCUUCCUUCACAUCAGAAUGGGAAGAAAUUGAUAAAAUCAUGAGUUCAAUAGAUGCUGGAAUUAAUACUGGACUGGGGGAGAUGAAUGAUCACACUACAAGACCCCGAUGCCCUGUCCAGACAGUGGGACAAUGGUUGGAAAAUAUUGGGCUACCUCAGUAUGAAAACCACUUGCUGGCUAAUGGAUUUGACAAUGUGCAAUUUAUGGGAAGCAAUGUAAUGGAGGACCAGGAUCUCUUGGAAAUAGGAAUCCUUAACUCUGGACACAGACAGAGAAUACUCCAAGCAAUCCAGCUUCUCCCAAAG
Messenger RNA from Antrostomus carolinensis (chuck-will's-widow), 2488 nucleotides. Its product is annotated as ankyrin repeat and sterile alpha motif domain-containing protein 1B. Gene Ontology annotation, cellular component: cytosol. Lineage: Eukaryota; Metazoa; Chordata; Aves; Caprimulgiformes; Caprimulgidae. Gene Ontology annotation, molecular function: ephrin receptor binding. The record is from RefSeq and is a predicted model, not a curated record. Gene Ontology annotation, biological process: ephrin receptor signaling pathway. The annotation marks the transcript as partial. The transcript has 15 exons.